AUUCAUAGAUGUCGAUCGCGGAAGAAGACCCGCUUCAGGUAAAUCGGGUGUUCGAUGAACGACAAGCUUCGAACUGUAUCGGUGGUUUAACGGUUUGCGUGUUGACCUGGAUCUUGGUUGGUGAGAUGGUAGCGGCCGUCGAGUACCCAUAAGUACGAAUUCGGUCCGAAACGUGACGUUGAGACUUCCUGAGCUGCGAAAGGCUAGCGCUACUAACGAACCACGCGUGAAAUGGAGUUCAUCACAGUUGAAAUGCCUCGAUGAUAUCAGCAACAUCUUCGACAACCCAAACCGCUCCUCGAUCACAAAAGCGAAACAUCAAUGACGAAGAGAUGUCACCGAUAUCUGGCUCUAGAAGCCACGUCAGCCUCGUCGCGGAAGCGGCCCGUACGAAUAUCCGUUUCAGGGUCUGGGAUCUUGAAGAAACCCAAUAUCCCAACAUCGAUAUCAUCGAAGUACAUGAGCAUGCGAAACAUCAGACUUCCGAUGCCCAACGCUUGACUCCUUUCCCAGUCUGGAAAAGAAACGUCAGACCCCUGGCUUACAGCAGAAACUGCACGUAUGGCUGUUCAACCGCUUCCCCAUCUUGGCGAGGUAGGUGCAUCAGCAAUGCGUUCGUGGGGAUUGCGCACAGACAACCUCGUGGAUAUCAGGCCAUCAUACAAUACGCAAGUGUUUCUGCAACAAACUUGGAAACGAACGAUUGUCUGCUGAUCUGACUUUGCCACUGCCACGCAAAGUAGUUGUGCGUCUGCAAGCGA
Macroventuria anomochaeta is the source of this 761-nucleotide messenger RNA. RefSeq lists its product as uncharacterized. Lineage: Eukaryota; Fungi; Ascomycota; Dothideomycetes; Pleosporales; Didymellaceae. Bases 261 to 719 code for a protein of 152 amino acids. The transcript has a single exon. The record is from RefSeq and is a predicted model, not a curated record.